Molecule: messenger RNA, 681 nt
Organism: Sphenostylis stenocarpa
Lineage: Eukaryota; Viridiplantae; Streptophyta; Magnoliopsida; Fabales; Fabaceae
Source: the annotation of a GenBank genome assembly
AUGGCAUCCUCAGUUACUUCCUCAUUUCGUAUCAGUAAUUUGAAGUCUGCUUUUGUGGGUGAGACAAAUAAGCUCAGAGUUUCAGGUGUUUCUGGUGCUCAGGUUGGUUUUGUUAGAAAGACUAUAGAAUGUAAGGAAUCACGAAUCGGUAAGCAACCAAUUAGUGUGCCAUCAAAUGUUACAGUCAAAUUGGAAGGACAGGAUAUUCAAGUCAAAGGUCCUUUGGGAGAACUUGCAUUAACUUAUCCUCGAGAAGUGUUGGUUGAGAGGGAAGAGUCAGGGACUAUAAGGGUUAGAAAGGCAGUUGAAACCAGAAGAGCCAAUCAAAUGCAUGGGCUUUUUAGGACGCUCACAGACAACCUGGUUGUUGGAGUUUCUAAAGGUUUUGAAAAGAAGCUUCAGCUUGUUGGUGUCGGUUAUCGUGCAAUGGUAGAAGGAAACGAAGUCGUACUGAAUCUUGGAUUUUCACAUCCUGUCAAGAUGGCAAUCCCUACUGGUCUCAAAGUGAAGGUGGAAGAAAACACCAGAAUCACAGUUAGUGGGUUUGAUAAAUCUGAGGUUGGCCAGUUUGCUGCUUCCAUUAGGAAAUGGAGACCCCCAGAACCAUACAAAGGAAAGGGUGUCAAAUAUGCUGAUGAAAUUGUAAGAAGAAAGGAAGGAAAAGCAGGGAAGAAGAAGUAA